AUGGCGUCUCACGAUCACCACCACUCCCACUCCCACUCCCGCGACCACGACCACCACCAUCCCCACGGGGACGGCGGUGACCAUGCAGCGGGGGGAUCGUGGGUAGGGGAGGACGGCCGCGUGUGGCACUCCCACGACGGCCUAGCGCCCCACUCCCACGAGCCCAUCUACUCCCCCGGCGACUUCACCAAGCGCGCGCCGCCGCUCACCUCGCGCAACUUCGCUGACCGCGCCUUCACCGUCGGCAUUGGCGGCCCCGUCGGCACCGGGAAAACUGCCCUGAUGUUAGCAUUAUGCAGAUUCCUACGCGACAAGUAUAGUCUUGCAGCUGUCACAAAUGAUAUAUUCACAAAAGAAGAUGGAGAAUUCUUAAUCAAACAUGGAGCUCUGCCUGAAGAGCGCAUACGUGCAAUAGAAACUGGAGGUUGCCCUCAUGCGGCUAUUCGUGAAGAUAUCAGCAUAAAUCUUGGUCCUCUUGAGGAGCUAUCGAACUUGUACAAAGCUGAUUUGCUACUCUGUGAAUCUGGGGGAGAUAACUUGGCAGCUAACUUCAGCAGAGAAUUAGCAGACUACAUAAUCUACAUUAUUGAUGUCUCUGGUGGGGACAAGAUACCAAGAAAAGGUGGCCCUGGUAUAACACAGGCUGAUCUUUUGGUAAUAAACAAGACAGAUCUAGCACCUGCUGUUGGAGCUGAUCUGGCUGUAAUGGAACGAGACGCCCUUCGCAUGCGGGAAGGAGGGCCCUUUGUGUUUGCGCAGGUGAAACAUGGAGUGGGCGUGGAGGAGAUCGUGAAUCAGAUUUUGCAGGCUUGGGAAAUUGCGACUGAUUUGGAUGUGGAUCUGGUUGACUCGGCAAUUCCACAUGCAUAG
This is a messenger RNA of Miscanthus lutarioriparius, 870 nucleotides long. Lineage: Eukaryota; Viridiplantae; Streptophyta; Magnoliopsida; Poales; Poaceae. The record is from the annotation of a GenBank genome assembly.